AAACUUUCGGUCGAAAAUAUCGAAAGAGCCCGCGAGCCAACGCGCGAUCUUAAACCGGUCGCCAUUGAACGAGCUGCGCAGGGUCGACACGUUUCCGACACCCCGGCACAUAAAGAAACACCACGGGAUCUUCGUGUCUACCGUUGCUCAGAAUGGUGGUGGUCAAUUACCUGCUCUUCGAGAGCGCCGUCGGCUUCUCGCUCUUUGAGGUGGUGCACCAGGCCGAUACUGUCGGCCUGGAGCUUCCCGAGGUCAAAGAUGCAAUGAAAAGCCUUGAUAAGUUCGGCAAGAUGGUCAAGUUGCGCAGCUUCAACCCAUGGACCUCUGCCGCUCACGGUUUGGAAGCGAUCAAUCUCAUUUCGGAAGGCAUCAUGCCCGAUCACCUCAAGAACACUCUGGAAUUGAACCUGCCACAGACCAGCGGGAAGAAGAGCAAGAUUGUGCUGGGGGUCGUCGACAAGCGGUUAGCGGGCGAGAUCAGUGCGGCCUUCCCCGGUGUCCAGUGCGAGGCUGCAGACACCUCCGAGGUUGUUGCUGCUCUCCUGCGUGGCAUCCGGCUCCACGCCAACAAGCUUCUGAAGGGCCUGCAGGAGGGUGAUAUCGGUCGCGCCCAGCUUGGUCUCGGCCACGCCUACUCUCGCGCCAAGGUCAAGUUCAGCGUUCACAAGAACGAUAACCACAUUAUCCAGGGCAUCGCGACUCUUGACGCGCUCGACAAGGGUAUUAACCAAGGUGCCAUGCGUGUGAGGGAGUGGUAUGGCUGGCAUUUCCCCGAGCUCAUCCGCAUCGUGUCCGACAACGCCACCUACGCCAAGCUGGUUCUCGCCAUUGGUGACAAGCGGAACCUCACUGACGAGAGCGUCGACGACCUCGCCAAUGUUCUCAACCAAGACCAAGACAAGGCCGAGGCCAUCGUUCAGGCUGCCAAGAUUUCGAUGGGCCAAGAUAUUAGCGAGACUGAUCUUCAGAUGGUCAAGGACCUCGCCUUGAACGUCUCCAAGAUGGCGGACUACAGGCGUGUCCUCGCGGAGUCGCUCGACAAGAAGAUGGGCGAUGUUGCCCCUAACCUCCAGGUCAUCCUCGGCACUCCCGUCGCCGCUCGCCUUAUUUCUCAUGCUGGCUCUUUGACCAAUCUUGCCAAGUAUCCCGCGUCGACUCUUCAGAUCCUCGGUGCCGAGAAGGCCCUCUUCCGCGCGCUCAAGACCAAGGGUGCCACACCUAAGUACGGUCUGCUGUAUCAGAGCUCAUUUAUCGGCCGGGCCGGCCCCAAAGUCAAGGGCCGUAUCUCGCGCUAUCUGGCCAACAAGUGCUCCAUUGCUAGCCGUAUCGACAAUUUCUCCGAGAAGCCGACGCGGCGCUUCGGAGAGGUCAUGCGCGAGCAGCUGGAACAGAGGCUUGAGUGGUACGCCAAGGGCACGCAACCGAUGAAGAACAUCGACGCCAUGAACAAGGCCAUCAAGGCGGUCAUGGCGGACGGGGACGAAAUGGACGUUGAUGACGAGAAGGUCGACCACCCACCCGCCAAGGAGAAAAAGGAGAAGAAGGAGAAGAAGGACAAGGAGGAGAAGAAGGACAAGGAGGGCAAGAAAGAGAAGAAGGAUAAGAAGCGGAAGAGCGUCGGUGGCGAGGAUGUUGAGAUGGCCGAUGUCAAUGGCGAUGGCGAAAAGAAGAAGAAGAAGAAGAGAAAGUCGGCGGCCGCCGAAUAGCCGGCUGUGUCUAUCAUGUUGGCUGGGUCCCUUUCUUUCUCUCUUGGUUCGGUCUUCGCUCUGGCUUUCUUGGAGUUCUUGUGUGGGGUUUGGGGUCGGGCAACGGAGUUCUUUUUUUUGGGUCUUGUGUGUCUAGACACCGUAUUCUGCAAUGGGAUGUAUCAUACCAUGGCGUGGAAUGGAAACAAAGUCAAGUCUGCCUGCUUGGGU
Messenger RNA from Thermothelomyces thermophilus ATCC 42464, 1916 nucleotides. RefSeq lists its product as uncharacterized. The record is from RefSeq and is a predicted model, not a curated record. The transcript has 2 exons. The coding region runs from base 153 to 1706 and encodes 517 amino acids. NCBI's taxonomy places the organism in Eukaryota, Fungi, Ascomycota, Sordariomycetes, Sordariales, Chaetomiaceae. Gene Ontology annotation, molecular function: snoRNA binding. Gene Ontology annotation, cellular component: small-subunit processome; box C/D methylation guide snoRNP complex.